AAACAAUUUCAGAAUUUGUCUUUAGAUGAAAUAAAAAAUAUAAUAGAAGCAGAAAAAGAAGGGCUUAAAAAAGAUUAUAAGGAAUUAGGAUCAAGAAAAAGAUUAAUUAAACAAUAUAAAAAAUUGGUAGAAGCAAGAGAAAAAGUAAGGAAAGGUAUUAAUAUAAAAAAAGAAAUUAAAAAGAAAGCCCCCGCCAAAAUGGCGGGUCCUUCUGUAAAGAAAAAGAUAAAAACAUUUGAUGAGUAUUUUGAGGAAUGUAUAAAAAAUAGAGAGAUUCCCAAAGAUACUCCUCCUUAUUUACGUAAAGCUCUUGAGCGUGCUAUUUUUGAACAUUAUGAAUUAGGACUUGAAAAAGAAAAAUCAGCUCUUGAAGACUUUGCUGUUAAAUAUAUUAUUCGAGGAAUUUUUGGUUUGACUCCAAUGGAGUUUUUUGAGAGAAUAAAUAAAACUUUAAAAGAUUUUUUUAAAUAUCAUCGAAAUAUAAAAUUUAAGAUGGUAUUGGUUUGUAUCAUGGAAAAACAAAAUAUUUCACAAAGUGUUGGUCUUGUAGGAAUUGAAAACGAUAAAGCUUACUUUAAUACAAAAACACAUAUUAAUAUUAAAUCCACAGAUGUUGACGAAUUAAUUCAAAUAUGUAAAGAUGAAAUUGAAGGAAAUAUUGAAGCUUAUCAAGCAGCUGGAAGUGCAUGGCAUUUUAAAGAAGUUGAUAAACUUGAAAUUCAUACUGUUGAAUAUAAUCCAGCGAAUGGGUCGUCUUACAUUCCUCUUCCUGAUUGGAUAACAAAUAAAAAAGCAAUAGUUAAUAUUCAAAACAAAGAUGAAAAAUGUUUUCUUUGGUGUAUACUAAGAUAUCUUUAUCCAAGAGAAGAUAAUGAUUCACGAUUAAAAGAUUUGAAAAAGUAUGAAAAUUCUCUUAACACUAAUGGAAUUAUUUUUCCUAUGAAAUUAAAAGAUAUUUCCAAAUUUGAAAAACUUAAUCCAGAAAUUCCAGGAAUUAAUGUUUUUUCAGUUGAUGAAAAAAGAAUUUUUUACCCUUUGAAAAUGGCAGAGAAAGAUUGUAUAAAUACUAUUGACUUAUUUUUAUAUGAGGAAGAUGGUGUUUCACAUUACACAUUAAUCAAAAAUUUUAAUCGUUUGAUUAAGUCUCAAAAAACCAAAAGUAAGGAAAAAAUAUUUAUUUGUAAAAAGUGCUUUACUCAUUACACUAAAGAAGAAUUAUUACAAAAACAUAUUUUAUAUUGUUCAAAUAAUGAAACAGUGGUUGUCAAAAUGCCUGAACCAAAAACAAUGUUAUAUUUCAAAAAUUACUACAAACAACUUCCUAUUCCUUUUGUAGUUUAUGCAGAUUUUGAAUGCUUUACUAAACCAUUAAAUAAUUGCAGCCCUAACCCAGAGUAUUCUUAUACUUACAACUACCAAAAGCAUGAACCUUCAGGAUUUUGUUUGUAUAUUAAGGGAAUAGUACCAAAUAUAACAAUUAAACCAAUUAUUUAUACAAAAAACAAUAAUGAUGAUAAUGUAGCUGAGAUAUUUGUAAAUAAACUCGAAGAAGUAACUAAAAGUAUUUAUAACGAUUUUUAUCUUAAACCAAAACCUCUUCAUUUAACAAAAGAAGAAAAAAUAUCAUUUAAUAAAGAGAAAUUUUGCCAUAUUUGUAAGAUGGAAUUAAAAACUGACAAGGUUAGAGAUCAUUGUCAUUUUACAGGACAAUACCGUGGAGCUGCACAUAACAGUUGCAAUCUCCAGUGUAGAAAACCAAUGAUUCUUCCAGUUAUAUUUCAUAAUCUUCAAGGUUAUGACGCACAUUUGUUUAUAAAGCAACUUGCUUGUUUACCAGGUGAUUUAAACUGUAUUCCAUCAACAGAGGAAAAAUAUAUUUCGUUUUCGAAAAAGAUUAAAGUUGCUGAGUAUAAAUCUAAAAUUACUGGAGAAAUGGUUUCAUUGAAUUUUGAAGUACGAUUUAUAGAUUCACUAAAGUUUCUUCAAUCAUCACUUGCUAAUCUUGUUGGAAAUUUACAACCAGAAGAUUUUAUUAAUACAAAAAAAAUAUUUAAGAAGAAUGUAGAUUUACUAACUCGUAAAGGUGUUUAUCCUUAUGAUUAUGUUUCAUCUCUAGAAAAACUAUCUGAAAAAAAGCUACCUCCAAAAGAAGAAUUUUACUCCUACUUAAAUGAUGAAGGUAUAUCAGAUGAUGAUUAUCAACAUGCUAUUAAUGUUUGGAAUACUUUUAAUUGCGAAACAAUCAGAGAUUAUCACAAUCUUUACUUAAAGUCUGAUGUUUUACUUUUGGCAGAUGUAUUUGAGAAUUUUAGAAAAACUUGUCUCCACCAUUACAAUCUGGAUCCAGCACAUUAUUAUACAUCCCCCGGUCUAGCAUGGGAUGCUUGUCUAAAAGAAACAGGUCAAGAAUUAGAACUAUUGUAUGAUUAUGAUAUGUUAAUGAUGUUUGAGCAAGGUAUUCGUGGUGGUAUUACUCAUAUAUCAAAAAGAUAUUCAGAAGCAAAUAACAAAUAUAUGAAAGAUUACAAUCCUGAUAAAGAGUCUACUUUUAUUCAAUAUUUAGAUGCUAAUAAUCUUUACGGUUGGGCAAUGUUACAAUCACUUCCAACACAUGGAUUUAAAUGGAUGAGUGAUUUAACAAAAGAAAUUGUAAUGGACAUCCUAGAGAAAACGAAUCAUAGUAUGUCAAAUCUUGGAAACAAAGGUUAUAUAUUUGAAGUAGAUCUGGAGUAUCCUGAAAAACUAUGGACAACACAUAAUGACUAUCCCCUUGCACCUGAGAGAAUGAUUGUUAAUGGUGUGGAAAAACUUAUUUGUCAUUUUAAACCAAGAAAAAACUAUGUUGUACAUUAUAGAAAUCUAAGACAAUAUCUUGAAAUGGGAAUGAAAAUAACUGAUGUACAUAGAGGAAUUUCAUUUUAUCAGUCUCCUUGGAUGGAACCAUAUAUAAGAAAGAAUACAGAACUUCGAAAAACAGCAUCUAACAGUUUUGAGAAAGACUUUUUUAAAUUAAUGAACAAUAGUGUUUUUGGAAAAACAAUAGAAAACAUAAGAAAAAGACAAAAUAUAAUUCUGGUGGAUAAUCGUAAGAAAGCUGCAAAAUUAACAAGUCGUCCAAACUUUGAAAGAGCAACAAUAUUUGAUAAAAAUCUUAUUGCAGUACAUAUGAAAAAGACUGAAAUUUAUUUUAAUAAACCAGUAUAUGUUGGUCAAGCAAUUUUAGAUUUAUCAAAAACACUUAUGUUUAAUUUUCAUUACACAUACAUUAAAGAGAAAUAUAAAAAUAAAGCAGAAUUAUUGUUUACAGAUACGGAUAGUCUAAUGUAUGAGAUUAAAACAAAAGAUUUUUAUCUCGAUAUAUGUCCUGAUGUAAGAGAUAAAUUUGAUACUUCUGAUUAUCCUCUACUUCAUCCUUCUGGGAUAAGUACAGGAGCAAAUAAAAAAGUGAUUGGAAUGUUUAAAGAUGAAGUAGCAGGAAAACAGAUAACACAUUUUGUUGGGCUGCGACCCAAAAUUUAUAGUUUUAAAAUUGAGGAGGAUAGGGAAGUCAAAAAGUGUAAAGGAGUAAAGAAAAAUGUUGUAAAAAAGACAAUGGAUUUUGAUGAUUAUGUUAAAUGUCUAUUUUCAGGUGAGAAAGAAAUGAGAAGUAUGAAAAUAAUAAGAAGUGAAAAACAUGAUAUAUAUUCUAAAGAAGUUAACAAAAUAGCUCUAAGUAAUGAAGAUGAUAAGCGCAUUGUUUUAGAGGAUAAAGUGCAUACUUUAGCUUUUAGAUAAAAAAUAAUUUAAAAGUAGUAAAGUAUUAAAUAAUAAAUGGCUUAUAAAGAAGAAGAAAUAAAAAAAUAUUUAGCUAUACUUCAUAAUUAUAAAAAACCACCUAUUCAACAAGUUAGUAAAAAAGCACAAUGUUUAAAUUGCCCAAAUACUGAAUUUUUUACAAUAGAUUCUGGCCUCAAAAUUUGUGAAAAAUGUGGUGUAGAAAAUGGUCAUGUAUUAGGAUUAUUUGAUGUAAAAGAUUUGGAUAGAUUACAUUAUAGAAAAAAGAGUAUUUACCAAAGGAAAUACCACUAUGAGAAAAAGGUAAAUGAAAUUUCUAAAAGAAUAAACUUAAAUGAUGAAGAAAAAUGUGAACUUUAUGAUAAACUUUCAAAAAUAGAUAAUCAUAUCAUGGAA
This is a messenger RNA of Porites evermanni, 4170 nucleotides long. The record is from the annotation of a GenBank genome assembly. NCBI's taxonomy places the organism in Eukaryota, Metazoa, Cnidaria, Anthozoa, Scleractinia, Poritidae.